Messenger RNA from Brassica napus (rape), 1694 nucleotides. RefSeq lists its product as uncharacterized. Lineage: Eukaryota; Viridiplantae; Streptophyta; Magnoliopsida; Brassicales; Brassicaceae. Gene Ontology annotation, molecular function: protein binding. The transcript has a single exon. The coding region runs from base 98 to 1573 and encodes 491 amino acids. The record is from RefSeq and is a predicted model, not a curated record.
CUUAGGGCGAGAAAUGAAAUGAAGAAGAAACACAGCUCUGUGUUAGCCCUCUUUCAAAAGUCGAAGUCUUCGAAAGGCAGUCUCCGUCUCCACCGCAAUGGCUUCUCCGGAACAAAACCCAGACACCGUAAACGAAGCGACACACCACAAAGCCCUAGCGGAAUCCUCAUUCGCUUCCGGCGACUUGACCUCAGCCUUAAACCACGCGCGUAAAGCCCUCAGCUUGUCUCCCAACACGGAAGGCGUAUCCUCCAUGGUCACCGCCUUCGAAACCAUCACCUCCGCCGCCUCCGCCUCCGGAGAUACUCCAGAGUGGUACAAGAUUCUAAAGGUAGAGCCUUUCUCUCACUUCGACACCGUAAAGCAGCAGUAUAGUAAGCUAGCUCUGGUGUUACAUCCUGAUAAGAAUCCUUACGUUGGGUGUGAGGAAGGGUUUAGGCUUGUGAGCGAGGCUUUUAAGGUUUUGGAAGAUAGGGUUAGGAGGAGUGAGUAUGAUGCGAAGCUGAGGGUUAGGAUUCAGGGCGAGAUUGGUGCUUGUGAUGGUGAAACGACGACGUUUUCUAGUUGCGAGAAGAGUUUUGAGGCAAAGGAAGAUGGAGAUUGUUCUUCCAAGAUUAUAACUUAUAGUAGGAAGAGGAAGAAGCGUGUUGAUGAGGUUAGUGAAAGUCUGAGAAGAGUGAGUGAGACGAGGGAGGUGGAAGCAGAAGAUGAAGGGAUGAUGACUUUAGCGGAAAUGCAAUCAGUUCUUAAGAGAAAUAAACAGAAAAACAUCAUUAGAGAAGUAAAGAUGGGAAGGGAGACGCAGGAGAUCUCUUCUGGUGAUGAGACUUUGAUGGAGAUGAGUACUAACAAGGAGAAUGGUAAGCGAGAAGCUGUAAAGAAGAAGAAGAAGAAGAAAACAAACCACAAGGAGUUAGGUGAGAUAGUGGAAGAUGAGGAUUUUGAUUUUGAUAAAGAGAGGAUGCCAAGGAGCUUCAAGAAAGGGCAGGUUUGGGCGAUAUACGAUGACAACGUGCCUCGGUGUUACUGUUUGGUAAGUGAAGUCGUCUCUGUGAGCCCUUUCAAGGUAUGGAUAAGCUGGUUGGAUUACGAGAGCGAGAAACUCAUCUUUUGGAUGAAGAACAGCUCUUGUGGGAGGUUCCGUGUUUCAGAGAAAGCUUUGAUCGAGCAUGUGAAACUCUUCUCUCACGUUGUCAACUGCGAGAGGGUGGCACGAGAAUUGUACCAAGUAUAUCCCAGGAAAGGCUCGGUUUGGGCUGUCUACUCAGAGACAGAUACAGGUCAGAAGAGAAGAAAGACUAAGCACUAUGAGAUUGUCGUGUGUUUGACUAUGUAUAGCGAUGCGUAUGGUUUGAGUGUGGCGUAUUUGGACAAGGUUGGUGACAGCUUGUUCAAGAGACGGGAUUACGGGUGUAAUGCGGUCAGGUGGGUUGAGAAAGAAGAUGUUGCGGGCUUGCUCUCUCAUCAGAUUCCGGCUAAGAAGCUGCAGGAAGAUCAAUGUGGAGCUGGUGUGAGAGAGUCUUGGGUUCUUGAUCUUGCUUCUGUUCCUCCUGAUUUGGUUUCUGCCCCUUAGUAAUAACAUAGAUGUUUUUUUUUUCUUUUGGAUCUUUUCAUCGUGAUAAAAGAGAACAAAGCAACUCAUGUCAAAACAUUUUUUUCACCAAGAUUAUAUUAUUUAGUUGUAUAUUCAUAUA